AUGAGCCACAGUGCAGGGGCUCAGAACGAGGCAGGGCCCUCAUCGGGUCCAUCGCGCUACGUCCCGGCCGUCCGACGAUCCAAGACGGUCAGCGACGCUUCGUCGACCCAUUCGCGUCAUCAUUCCACCACUUCCAUGCUUUAUCAGCUUGCCCUCCCUAUCCAACUUGACCACAGGGGAUCCGAGAGCUCAGACGCUGUCUCUCAAUUCCGCGACGGCCCUGUUAGCCCUUCCAGGCGUGGCGACACGCUUCGCGCCUAUUCUCGACAGCGUCGUGUCUUCUCCGGCAAUGACGACCAUUUCCCCACCAGCCCCGAGCAGCGCACUCGCACCCUCUCCCCGACAGGUCUGGCUUCGCCCUCGAUGCGCCGGCCGCAUCCUUCGCGAAGCUACCUUCACGCAGCUGGCUAUCCGGACGCAACAGGCGCCUCUGCGCCAUUCCCGCGCGGCUCUGCAGAUGCGGACGCUGCUGACCGCGAUGUCACGCUCACCAACCCAUUCCUCGCAUUUUUCGGUGACGAACCAUCAUCGUCCUUGUCGAGCACCCCGAGCCUCACCAGCCCAACCUCGACCCUGUCGCGCUCCACCUCGCUCCGCUCCGCAGCUUCCGACUGCAGCACUCUGAUAGGUGGAGCCCAUUAUCUCUCGGUCAACAGCUCAAGCGAUCUUCCUAACGCCAUGGAGAAUCUUUCGUCGGACCACACCGUUUCCACCUGGACUCGAAGGGCCAGAAGGUGGUCCAAUUCCGUGUCACGAAGAAUGAGCAUCACCGCUCUCAACCAGACCAUCCACUCCACUACGACGCCUUAUCUCAAGGCCGGCCUCCAAGAGCUUCGUUCCAUCUUUGAUGUCGACACACUGGGUGUUGCUGUGGAUGACCAGGACGAUAGUGAUCUGGAAGGCGCUUCGCCGCUCGAUCGCCGAAUACAUGACGUCGACGAGCAGGCUCCUGCGCUUCUACUCCACGGAGCGCAACCUGCCACGGCACCUGCCCUUUCCAAGUCGCCUGAAACCAUGUCGCCGGACUUGCCUCGACAGGGCAGCUCUAAGGACCGCGACCUUCCCGUUCAAGCCGCGCCAAACAGACCCAGCCUCAACUUUACCAGCCAGGUCUACGAGCCUCCCGCAACUCAUCGCCGGGCGCAGUCGUGGCGCAAGCAUCGCAGCCUGUCGACUUCAAAUUUUUCCAGCCCUGCUCUGCCGGCAUCGAUCGCCAAAAAUGAGUCCAUCUGCAGUGCACGAAGUGGCUCCUCCAGGUCAUCCACACUCUACUCCACGCGUGAAAUGUCAACACGGUCGCAGUCAGUGCGCACGCCACUGGUUGCAGUCGCCCUCGCAGCACUCAGCGUCCUGAUCGUAGGCGUCUGCGCACUCGAGACCUCGAUGCACCCGGACGCCGCUUCGCUUCCUCUGACCGCGUUCAUGCUCGCGCAGUCGGUCUUUGCUCUUGUUGGUGUCUUGGGACUAGCACUGCAGAAGCGCUGGGUGAUCGACCUCGCUUCGCGUCUCCUUCGUGCUCACGUGCUUGGACAGGUGCUCAUCGCCAUGGCUGCGCUCCGCAGCCUGAGCCGCACCGCUUUCUACCGCCACAGUCGCGAGCGACAGCUUUUCACCGAAACAGCUGCUGCAGGGGUGCUCACGUCGCCUCGCUUUCUCGCUGCGUCCGACACUUUGGCUGACCCUCACGCAUCGGCGGUAGGUUCCUUCCGUGACCAGGUAACGUACGUUUGCGUCUUUGUGGUCCAAGCCGCGCUUCCAUUGGCGCUAGCCCUGUGGGCUCAGUAUGCCGUCGCAACUGCACUCAGCCGUGCUACACGCUCGCUGCCGAGCGCAGGUCAGCAGCAUAGCAAGCGUGAGCAGCAAUCUGCGCAACAGCGAAGCCCACCCGUCGUCAUGGUCGCCAAUGCAGAUGGAUAUGCCGGCGAACGCAUGCGGUUCAACAGCGAGAAUCCGACCAUGAGCAAAAGCUCAUCGCACACUGCACUAGGCGGUUCGGCUCAGCGCAGCGAAGGUUGGCUCGGUUUUGUGAUCACGCGCCUCGAUGCAAACCCUAGCGCGCCGCCCGCGCCCAAGUUUGAGCUCGAUGCAACAGAGCUCAGCUCACGACUUAAGAACUUGGCCCGCGCUGACACGCCUACUCAGCGUACCGUUGAGAACCGAUCGGUUUGA
Molecule: messenger RNA, 2169 nt
Organism: Sporisorium graminicola
Lineage: Eukaryota; Fungi; Basidiomycota; Ustilaginomycetes; Ustilaginales; Ustilaginaceae
Exons: 1
Coding region: 1-2169 (722 amino acids)
Source: RefSeq, a predicted model, not a curated record